AUGGAAAUUACAGAACCGGUAAGUUGGCUGGCCGUCAAGGCUGCUGUGACCCUUGUUGGUCUUUUUGUUGCUAGAUCGAUAACACAAUGGCUAUACCGCGGAUACAAAAUACGCAAGCAAGUCAAAGACGUGGCAGCUCAGGGCAUCGCGAUUCUACCGCACUCAUGGCUCCUUGGACAUCUCACUUUCAUUGGGGACUAUCGUCGCACACAUCCGAAAGACGCCAACACAUUCACCAUGUACACAUGGAUUUUGGACAAUUUUGAAACGCUCUUCCCAGGGGAGAAGACAGUCCCGCCAGUUAUCUAUCUCGACGUAUGGCCUAUAACAAGCUCAGCCUUGAUCGUAUCCACACAUCCAGCUGUAUCGGCACAAUUUACGCAAAUUCAGAGCUUGCCGAAGGCAAAGAUAGGCCGCGACUUCUUGAAGCCUCUGACGAAUAACAGAGACAUUGUCUCUACUGAAGGAGAUGAAUGGAAAACAUGGAGAACCCGUCUGAACCCUGGAUUUAGUUCUCGGAAUGUAGCCGCACUACUUCCAGAGCUGGUCGAAGAGGUUCUAGUCUUCGUCGAUGAACUGAGGAAGCUUUCUGGAAACAACGGGGCGUGGGGACCGGUCUUCCAGCUCGAGGAAAAAACUACAAAUCUAACUUUCGACGUCAUUGCGCGAGCUACAAUCGAUACACGUCUUCACGAGCAGACUCGCAAGACGGGAAGCCCCCUGAAAACAGCUCUGCUCGACCAAGCUGAGCAGAUGGGCAAAGCCGCCAACGCAAGUCGCGGUAUCAUUCACGCUUUCACACCUUGGGCUUCGUCUUCCAUUGGGAUGAACAAUAAAGCGAUGUACGAUUUCUUCAUGCCAAAGGUCCAGGACAGAUUGGCUUCCGGGUCACAAAGUAGCCGUAAGCGCACUAUUGUCGAUCUAGCCCUGAAGCACUUCGACGAGGAAGAUGGGCAGGGUACUCUCCCGCCAGACGCAGAGUUCCUGGAUAAGCUGUUAAGUAACCUGAAGGCAUUCGUCUUUGCGGGCCAUGAUACGACUGCGACGACAAUCUGCUGGAUGUUCAAAUGCCUCCAAGAUCACCCGGAUUGCCUUGCGAAGAUGAGGGAAGAGCAUGCUUCCGUACUGGGCCCCGACACAGAGAAGGCGCAUGAGGUCAUCCUGGCUGCGCCUCAUCUUUUGUACGCGUUGCCAUACACACAAGCCGUCAUCAAGGAGACUCUGCGACUGUACCCUCUAGUGGCGGCACUUCGCGAUGGCAGUCCAGAGUUCUUUUUGACUGCGCCUGGCUCCUCGUUUCGGUACCCUACUGAUGGUUUCUCAAUGUGGGACGGCGUCUCUAUCAUCCAAAGACGGCCCGACCUCUGGCCACGCGGCAAGGAGUUCGUUCCCGAGAGAUGGCUUGUGCCCGAGGGCGACCCGAUGCGUCCUCUCAAAGACACUUGGAGCCUUUCGCAAUGGGACUGA
Messenger RNA from Neoarthrinium moseri, 1467 nucleotides. RefSeq lists its product as uncharacterized. Bases 1 to 1467 code for a protein of 488 amino acids. Gene Ontology annotation, molecular function: oxidoreductase activity, acting on paired donors, with incorporation or reduction of molecular oxygen; monooxygenase activity; heme binding. The transcript has 2 exons. The record is from RefSeq and is a predicted model, not a curated record. NCBI's taxonomy places the organism in Eukaryota, Fungi, Ascomycota, Sordariomycetes, Amphisphaeriales, Apiosporaceae.